Molecule: messenger RNA, 1023 nt
Organism: Histoplasma mississippiense
Lineage: Eukaryota; Fungi; Ascomycota; Eurotiomycetes; Onygenales; Ajellomycetaceae
Exons: 3
Coding region: 1-1023 (340 amino acids)
Source: RefSeq, a predicted model, not a curated record
AUGUCUGAUGUGAUGUCUUCAAAAAGUGCUAGCAACCUACCACUUGGCAGCAAUAUUAGCUUUUGCACACUGGGAAUGUUCAUUAUCGAUGAGAUUGAGUUUCCAGCCCCUCGGCCACUACUAAAAAACAUCAUCGGAGGUGCUGGUGCCUAUGCCGCUGUUGGUGCGCGAAUGCUAGCGGGAAAGGGAACAUUCCCGGUCAACUUCCGGUAUCUUACACCAAAACUUCGCUUGGAUCAUAACUCUCUUUCACAAUCUCAGGUAUUCUCCAGGUCAUUCCACAUGGUCUGCUCCUCUGAGCGCUGCUGUCAGAUUGUCGAGGGGAUACUUCAGAGACGGGAAGAGAUUUUGCAAAGCAAGCAGGUUGAACCAUCUAUUGCCGAGCAGCGUCCAAUUUUUGUGUGGGAGCCGGUGCCGGAUUCCUGCCACCCAAAGGAGCUUCCAAUGUUCUAUAAGGCUCUGAAAUAUGUAGACGUAGUCAGCCCGAAUGACCUUGAAUUCGCUGCCAUGUUUGGGAAUGAAUCAUGGAAUUACGGAAAUAGCAGUGACCGAGCCAUAGCGGACGCCAUUGUGAAAUCCGGAAUUGGACAAGACGGAAGUGGAAUACUUGUGGUCAGAGCAGGGAAGGAUGGCUGCUAUGCGUUCUGCGGAGAUCUUUCUUUGCAUAUUCCAUCGUAUCGUGGUCUGAAAGUGGUGGAUCCAACAGGCGCCGGAAAUGCUUUUCUUGGAGCCCUAUCUCAGGCGCUCGUUAGCAUUGACCGAAAUGCUCCUGAAGCUGUUGUGGCUACACUUAUGGAAUCCGAAGAAUGGGCAUCCGUUAUCAACGCAUGGGGAGAGCACGGGCGGAUUCCGGCAGCGUUGGUUUGUGCAACUGUGGCGGCUAGUUUUGUAAUCGAACAAGUAGGGAUGCCAAAUAUAUCCUAUUCCGACGGAGAAGAGGAGUCAUGGAAUGGCGAAAGUUUUAGAGCACGGCUCCGGCUGUAUACGAAGCAACUUCAUCACACCAAGGCCUUGGAAAAAUAA